CAGAACGAAGAGGUGGAAACACGUCUAAAAAGUUGGCGUUUUUUUGUAAUCGUAGAGUGAACGCUAGUUGAAAAUUAUUAAAAUUAAAAGAAAAAAAAAAGUAAUAAGGGAAAAAAUACUUCCUAAGAACUAAAAACUAUAUAUAUAUAUAUAAAUGUAUAGAUAAUAUUAUUAUUAGGAAAUAAAAUAAACAAAUUAAAGGGAAAAUAAUUAUUAAAUUGUUGAUUUAAAUUGAAAAAAUAUGGAUAUGCAUUAAAGGAAAUGUAAAGUGGAAAAAAGAAAGAAUUUUGUAAUGAAAGCACGAUAUUGUAUGUUCUUAUUGAAAAAAAUUGGUGAUGAAAUUUUCAUGGCAAUGUAUCAUAUUCAAUGAUUCCAUACCAAAACCAAUUUUUCCUUAGUUCUUGUUUUUCCCUACGAGAGUGUGAGUGUUUGUGGAUUUUUUUUUUUAAUUUUUUUUUAGUAAUUUGAGGAAAGUGUAACUUAGAGAGUGUUAAAGUUAAAGAGAUAAAGACCGUGGAAAGAAGGAAAGAAAUUUAAAUAAAAGUAAAAAAGUUUUGCAAAUUUAAGAAAAUUGUUGAGGUGAAGUUAAAAGAGUUGCAAAAGUGCUAAGAUACUACUUACUAUACUUUAGCAAAAAAAAAAAAAAAAUCAAAGGGGCAGUUAGUUAGACUGGCAGUCAGUCCGUCGUUCAAGCAGCAAGCAACGUAAUUAUUUUUAUCAUCAUUAACAUCAUUACACAAAUAAUAUUAUACUCGGCCCAUAUUUAUUAAAAAAAAAAAAAUAGAAAAAAUCCAACGGUUUUUAACAGUUCGUGUUGGUGUUGAAUUGAUGUGUGAGAGAGUGAGUGAGAGUACCAGUGUUAGAGUGUUUGUGUAACCGUUACGUUUUAUGAAUAGAAAAUAAGAAGACAAAUACAAAAGUAAAAAAGAAGGUAGAAGAAAAAACAAGUGCAAAAUAUAAAACCACAAUAACAACAACAACAACAAACAGAACGACAUUAGUUAUUUAAACUAACGAGUUAACUGUGUAAGCGUUAUUUACCGUUAUAAAAAGGAAAUUGAAAUAAAAGAGAAAAAGGACAUUUAGAGCUUUAAAAGGAGAGUGUUGAGAAACGAGAGCAAAUAAAACACAACAUGUUUGAGUAUGUGUGCAAGAGCUGUUGUUUUUUGUUAUUGUUGUUGUUGCUUUUGUGAAAACCCAAGAAAAUUUGUGAAUGACUGUGUCACACAGUCACAAUUUUAUAUAUAGUGUAUAGCAUACUUUUAGGCAUGGUAUCAUCGAGUUAAAUACGUCGACGACGACCACACAAUUACACACACUCUCAAACACUCACUAUCCAAAAAAAAAAAAAAAUUGAAUUGUAUUGAAAAAAACAACAAAUAAAGGAUAACAAAAUCAAGAAAACAAAAAUAGAAAAAAUUAAAAAGCAGCAGCAAGCAGCAGUCUAAAGUGUAAAAAAGUGAGUUUUUUUCAAAUUGUACAAGUGGUGUAAAACAGUCACCGAGAAAAAGGAAGUAGGAAGUAUUCAAUUUAAAUACGAAAAGAAUAGCUAAAGAAAAAAAAUUAAAAAUUUUAUACCAAAUAUAAAAAUAAAAUAUUUCCAUAAAGUGUUAAAUAAUUAAGAAAUAUUAUUAAAAAAGAAAUCCUUCCUUUUAAAAUAAAACAAACCAAUUUAAAAUUCACUACUUCUACUAAGCAGAAAAAAGUAGUCAUUAUCCUUUAAAAAAAGUAAAAAAAAAAAAUUAAAUGUGAAAAGAAAGGAAAAUAAAAAAAAUCGGCGACCUACUACCAUACAUCUAUAUCAUACAUAUACAUCUACAGAUAUCUACAACCAACGAGAGUCGUGAGUGUGUUUGGUUUAUAUUCCCCUUAAGAAUUGAAAAGAAUGAAGGUUUUUUCAACAUUUGACUUAAACUAAAGCAAGAAUUAUAAGCGAAAGGAACAAGAAUACCUAACAACAACAACUACUACCACAGCAGCAAUAACAUUAGCAGCACACAAGCAAAUUUAGUAACGUGAGCAGUGAGUGAAUGGGAAUACGAGCGAAGAAAAAGUGUGAAAUAGCGCACAAAGAAAAAUUCAAAAAAUAAAAAAAAUCCUAAUAAAAAGAAAAAUGCUGGUGCAUUGAAAACAGAAAAAUAAAGUUUAAGCAACGAAGCACAGGAUAUAUUUCAAACCCCCCUCCUCUCCAUAUUAAAGCAUACAACAACAGCAACAGAAAAUCUUCUCCAACAAAAGCAACAAUAAAAAUUGGCAGAGUAAUAUAAUCUCACGAAUUAACAGUUCCAUACAUACAAUUGAGGUGUAAAUAGAGGAAAAAAAAAUACCAAAGGAAAAUAAUUGAAAAGGGUGAGAAUAGAAGAGUACGUAGUAAAUUAGUUAAAAAUAAACACAGAGAAACAAAAACAACUACAACUAAAAAGAGAGAGGCUUAAAGCAAUUAAAUACACAACAAAGUAAAUUGCAAUUAAAACGACACAAGACACGACGUCAACAAAACAAACAAUACAACAAGCUACUGUUGCUGCCGCUGUUAGUGGAUUACCAACAACUACAACAUCAUCAUCUACAACUACACAUCAACAAACAUCACAACAACAGCAAUCACAAAAAGCUUUAACUGCUGCCCACACUUAUCCACAGCUUCAGCAACACCAUCAACUACAUUUACAAUUAAAUCCAACAACAGCGGCAGCAGCAGUAGCAGUAGCAGCAGCACCACCAACAACAUCAGAAGCAGCAACAACAUCAGCAACAGCAGCGGCGGCAGCAGCAGCCACUUCCUCCACCUCCAUUACAGCUAAAACUUCAAAACCGCAGACAACAAGUGCAGCGACUACCAGCCGUAGUCGCCAUAAUCGACGUAGUAACAGUACCGGCAUCACCACGAAUCCACACGGUAAAAGCGGCGGUACCACAACGGCGUCUAACAUUAAACAAAGCGCCAGUCGCAACAGCAACAUACGCAGUUCUUCGUCCAAUAGCACAAUGGCCUCUUCCAAUCAUCGGGGCGGGGGUGGCGGCGGAGGAGGCGGUGGUGGCGGUGGUCCCUCCAGUUCAGGCUUACAAAUUGGCUCAGCGUGGUUUCAGCGCAAAAUCAAUUUACGACCACAACAUCGAGGUGUUCAUUUAGUAACUGAAGAAAUUCUAAGACAAAUGCCUGAAUUGGGACAAUUUUCAGUGGGAUUAUGUCAUGUGCAAAUUUUACACACAUCAGCGAGUUUAGCGUUAAAUGAAAGUUGGGAUCCAGACGUCAGAGACGACAUGGAAAUGAUGUUAAAUAAAAUAGUUCCCGAAGGUUUACCCUAUAGGCAUUCAUGUGAAGGACCCGAUGAUAUGCCCGCACAUGUUAAAGCCUGCUUUCUUGGUAGUUCAUUGACAAUCCCCAUAACGGAUGGUAAAUUAUCAUUGGGCACCUGGCAAGGUGUUUGGUUAUGUGAACAUCGUGAUCAAGCUGGUUCCCGCAAACUAGUUAUAACAUUAAGUGGGUGUCCGCGGGAGACAGCACGUAGUCCACUGUCACCAGUAUCACCAAUUGCCUCAACAUCCAGUUAGGGAAGGCCUCGCUCCACCCGUGAUAGUCGGUAAUCGCGGGGGAGCGACAAUAAUGAACCCAUUUCGUCGAGAAAAUUAAUUUUGAAUAGAAAUUUAGCUAAUACCAAUUUAAAUAAAAAAUUGAAUAAGAGACAAGUAGCGGGAGGAAUUGCUACUACAACUACAACAACAGCCGAUACUAAUAAUACUACAA
Messenger RNA from Lucilia sericata (common green bottle fly), 3748 nucleotides. Its product is annotated as UPF0047 protein YjbQ. Lineage: Eukaryota; Metazoa; Arthropoda; Insecta; Diptera; Calliphoridae. Bases 2989 to 3555 code for a protein of 188 amino acids. The transcript is spliced from 5 exons. The record is from RefSeq and is a predicted model, not a curated record.